AUGGAAGGGGAAGAAGAAGAUAAGAAUCUCGUUUAUUUCGACCCACCAUUAUGGAGACAAAGGCGAAGUUUUGUCAACGAAGUUUUACGAGAGAGUAAAGUUACUUCGGUGGUGGAUUUUGGUUGUGGAGAGGGAUCACUUUUAUCUUUUCUUAUUCAACCUUUUGAAGAAUCACCUAUCACACGGCUUGCUGGUGUUGACAUAAAUCGUGAAAUAGCUGAACAAGCCGUGGAGAAUUGUCGUCCUUGGGAUCAUGAUGUUGAAUUUUUGAGAUUAACUCCAUUAACUGUAGAUAUAUAUCAAGGAAGCAUCGAUAUAGCGGAUAAAAGAUUUCUUGGAUUUGAUGCGCUUGUUUGUAUGGAAGUAGUAGAGCAUGUUGAUCCCCCCGUGCUGGAUAAAUUUUUUGAUAUAGUACUUGGUACUUACAAACCAAAGAUUGUUAUAGUAACAACACCGAAUGUAGAAUUUAAUGUUUAUUUUCCGCAAUUAAAAUAUGGAACACCUGAGGCUACGCUAAGAAUUGAAGACCAUCGCUUUGAAUGGACAAGAAAGGAAUUUCAAGAAUGGGGAAAUUCUGGUGCAAAAAAAUAUAAUUAUUCUGUAGAAUAUACUGGAGUAGGUAAACUUAAAUAUGGUGAUCCAGCAGUAGGGAAUGUCACACAAAUCGCGAUAUUCCGAGAUUUAAAUCCAUCAUCAAAACCAUUAUUAUCGUCAUUUGAUACAUAUGAGCAUAUUGAGAAGAUUGAUUUUCCUUAUUAUAAUGAACCGGAUAAGAGUUAUGAAGAAAUUCUUGAAACAAUUCAUUAUUAUUUACAAUUUUUAUGCAAUAGAAUAAUAGAUACUACAAAUAUUAAAAAUGAUCAACAGCAUGAACCAAAUCGUAUUAAAAUUGAAGAAAUUUGGGAUAUCCAUAGAAUUAGACAACUUUGUAAGACCAAAGAUAAAUUACGUGACGUAUUAAGGUCAAGUUCUGAUUUUACAUUGUUAAAUGACGAAGAAAUAAUCGUACAUAGAGAAUAUCAUUUAGAUUCUUAUGAUCAUCAAGAAGAAGAUUAUGAUGAUUAUGAUGAUGAUUACGAGUAUCAUGGUGGUGAUGAGAUUCUUUCUAGUCCAAAUUAUAAUAAUGAUGAUCAAAAUUGGGUUACAACUACUACAAAUACUGCCAUCACAACAAAUGGGUGGCCAGAUUAUAUCGGUGAUUAUGACAGUGGUUGGGGGGAUGAGGGAAAGUGA
Molecule: messenger RNA, 1233 nt
Organism: Rhizophagus irregularis DAOM 181602=DAOM 197198
Lineage: Eukaryota; Fungi; Glomeromycota; Glomeromycetes; Glomerales; Glomeraceae
Biological process (GO): siRNA processing; RNA methylation; piRNA processing
Cellular component (GO): nucleus; cytoplasm
Molecular function (GO): RNA methyltransferase activity; O-methyltransferase activity
Source: RefSeq, a predicted model, not a curated record